CAUUUAACGAUCUUACUUUUUCUAUCGAACCUAUAGAAGAAAAAUUGGAUGUAUUUUCUUCGCAAUCCAAUGCAAAUAAUGUACCAAUACAAGACACAGAAAAUGAAGUUCUCGCUCGACUUAUUAAGGAUCUUACUAAAGUAAAAGAAGAA
Messenger RNA from Ambispora leptoticha, 152 nucleotides. The record is from the annotation of a GenBank genome assembly. Lineage: Eukaryota; Fungi; Glomeromycota; Glomeromycetes; Archaeosporales; Ambisporaceae.